UAUCGAUGGUUGGCAAUCAUACUUGUCAUCUCCAGCGAAAAUUUCGUGCGCCAAAAACAUAAACUAAUGUGAAAUAGUUAGAAUUAGGACAAAUCCAGUGCAAUAUAGUUUUUAAAAGAAAACAAAAAAACCUCUCAAGUGUUGGCGCGUGUAGUUAAGUGCCCACAGAGAGGUCGCAACGAGAUAGUGCGAGUGAAAAUUGCGUGUUACAAUUACUGUUUUACGGGGGUGGGCCGUGAGAGAACGAGAGGCCAACAGUCAGUGGUGUGGGAACGCCAAACGCCAUGCAGGAGCACCGUUUUUAUUUUCCAUCAACAUGUACAGUUAUAAGCAGUAAAGUUUGAUCUAAAUCCAAAAAUCCAUACAGUUUAAAAGCCCAAUCCCAAACAAAAUAGAUAGAAAGAUGCUGCCGGGCAUCUAUUGAGAGAUUCGUUACGGAGUGAAAAUACUUCUUUGUCGUUAUGCAGCAACAGGACGAUCCUCCAUCCCUGCCCGUGGGCACGGAGGUGAGUGCCAAGUAUAAGGGCGCCUUUUGCGAGGCAAAAGUCAGCAAAGUAGUGCGCAAUAUCAAGGUGAAGGUGGUCUACAAGCAGGGCCUGGGCACGGGCAUCGUGCCCGACGAUGCUAUCAAGGCGCCGCCCGGCCAGAUGCGCGUGGGUGCCGUUGUCGAGGUGCGGCACCCAGACAGAAAGGAGAUCGUCGAAGCCACCAUUGCCAAGAUCCAAGAUGGCUCACAGUACACGGUCGUCUUUGACGAUGGCGACAUCACCACUCUGAGGAGGACGGCCCUGUGCCUGAAGAGCGGCAGGCAUUUUAAUGAGAGCGAGACCCUCGAUCAGCUGCCGCUGACGCAUCCGGAGCACUUUGGCAAUCCCGUGGUCGGCGGAAGAAGGGGUCGUCGGAGGGGUCAAUUGAAUGAGGACAGCUCGGAUGAUGAUGACGAGAGCGAUGCCAAGGAAGUGGUCAACGAGAAGGAGGAGAACAUUGGCCAGGUCGUCUGCGUGGAGACAGAGUCCAAGAAGAAGGACAAGGAGAAAUGGUUCCCCGCCUUGGUGGUGGCGCCCACAGCUCAGGCCACGGUCAGAAUCCGCGUGAAGGAUGAGUACCUGGUAAGAUCCUUCAAGGACGGACGCUACUAUACGGUGCCCAAGAAGGAGGCCACCGAAUUUACCAGGGAGGUGGCCAGCAAACAGGAUGUGCCUGCUGUGCAGGCUGCCCUCGAAUUCCUCGACAGCAGCGUCCUGCCGCCGCACUGGGACCGCGACUCCCUCUUUGGCCUGUCCAAUCUCACCAGCGACGACGACGGCGAGAUCGAUUCGGACUCGUCCGACGACGAGCCGCACGAGGAGAAGGAUCGCUUUGUGGCCCAGCUCUACAAGUACAUGGACGAUCGGGGCACGCCGCUGAACAAAGUGCCCUCCAUCCAGAGCCGCGACGUGGACCUGUACCGCCUCUUUCGGGCCGUCCAGAAGCGCGGUGGGUACAAUCGCGUAACGACCCAGAACCAAUGGAAAAUGAUUGCCGUUCGCCUGGGCUUUGCCCCCUGCACGGUCAGCGUCAUGAACCUGGUAAAGCAGGCGUACAAGAAGUUCCUGCAGCCCUACGGCGAUUUCCAUCGCAAGCUCGGCUGCUCCAUGCUGAUGACAUCGCGAAACUCGAACCGCAGCAAGGGACGCAGUCUGGUCCGGGCCAAUUCGGUGGCCUCGCCCAAGCCAAUGGAAACCACCAAAACGGAGACGAUCAGCAAAUUGGCCCAACCGAAUCAGACGGCUACCAUCACGAGCACCAGCUCUUCCAGUGCUGCAGCAGCAGCUACCUCAUCAACCAUUGGACCCACUUUGAGCGCUGCAGCCAGCGCUGCCAGGGCCGCCUCAACGGCCUCCAUAUCGGCAGCAGAGGAGUCUGAGAACACCAGCGAGUCGAGUGUGGUGGUGGAGCCCAUCAAGAAGCAACGCAAGGCUUCGGCGGCGGCCACCAGCACUCAACAGCAGGGCAAGGUCAAGAGCCUCGUGGAGAAGUACGAGGAGAAGUCCUCGGCAGCAAUGCCCCUUGCCGUUACUGCCGCUGCUACUGGUGCUGCCAGUGGAGGAGGCCCCACAGCAACCGUAGGAAGUGGAUCUUCAACAACAACAUCUGCAGCAAGUGCGGCGGCAUCUGCUGCUGGUAACACUCCCUCCACGGCCACUCCAUCAUCAUUAUCAUCAGGAGCAGCAGCAGCAGCUGCCACUCCUUCGGCCGCAGUCGGCAAAGACACCGAAUCGGAUCUGCCUUUGUCCAAGAUCAAGCUGCAAGCGGCCGCCGCUGCUGCAGCAGCCGUGACCAGGAACAGCAUGGAGAAGGAUCAGCAGACCAACAUCAGUCCGGGCAGUGCCACAUCCAGCAAGGCCAACUCCGCGGACAAUCAAAGGAGCAGAGAUGCCUCCCCAUCCGCUACCCCCGGGCCGUCUGCUGCAGCUGCUGCCCCACCGACCACCGCCAAGAAAGAGAAGCACCAACGAAAGCAGGUGGAAAAGCCGGACGAGAAGCAGCGCGGCAAGCGGAAGAAGGAGGAUAAGGACAUCAGCGUUGAGAAGAUCGACACCGGGGACUUUGUCGUGGGCAUCGGCGAUAAGCUAAAGGUCAACUACCACGAGAAGAAGUCCCCCAGCUCCCAUGGCAGCACCUACGAGGCGAAGGUCAUCGAGAUCAGCGUACAGCGCGGUGUGCCCAUGUACCUGGUCCACUACACCGGCUGGAACAACCGCUACGACGAGUGGGUGCCCCGGGAGCGGAUUGCCGAGAACCUGACCAAGGGAUCCAAGCAGAAGACACGUACGAUCAGCACCAGCAGUGCGAACAGUGGCAGCGGCGGCGGUGGGGGAGGCGGCGGAACCGGAUCAGGUGCUGGCUCCCAGGGCACACUGCCCCCAGGUCCGGGUGGCGGCGGCGACAAGCAGCCGCCGCCUGGCAAGGAUGGACCCUCAAAGACGGCACCGCCCACAGGGGCGGCGGGACAGCAGGGUGGCCAGUCGGGAAAUCCCAGUGGCUUCAGUACAGCCAGUUCGCUGAUUCAGGCCAUGGUGAAGACGCCCACCACCACGGGAGCGAAGCGGGGCCGUGGACGCAGCGACUCCAUGCCACCGCGAUCGACCACUCCUUCGUCGGUAGCCUCCAAUUCGAGCAGAACCAAGUCUCCGGCGAGCUCCCAGCAGCAGCAGCAGCAGCAGCAACAUCAGCAGAAGCAGCCGAUGAAGAGGCGUCCCACCCGAGGGCCGACCAACAGCGCCAACAUCCGCAUCUCGGACGCCUCAAUGGCCUCCGAAUCGGACUCCGACUCGGACGAACCAGUGCGCCGGCCCAAACGGCAGAGUGCCAAGGAGAAGGCAGCUGGCAAGCCGCAAGCCACCGCCAAGGGACGUCUGUCCCGUGUCCCAUCAUCUGGGCCCACGGCAGCCGCAGCUCAGCAAAGUCCCAGCGAGGAAUCCGACGAGGAUGAGGAGGAGGAAGACGCGCCUGGCCUCAGUACUGGCAAACAGCAACAGCAGCAGCAGCCGCCUCCUUCGCUGCAACGUUCCCGAGCGGCUGGCAAUCGGGCCAUGAGCAGUGGGGCCGCCACCUCCAAGGGACGCGACUACGAUCUUAGCGAAAUACGGUCCGAGCUAAAGGGAUUCCAGCCGCAACUGCUCUCCUCCUCGUCCUCCUCAUCGGCAUUGCCCAUAGACGAGCGUAAGGAUCACAUCAAGGGGGAGAGCCAUGCGCCUGCGGGGGACAUCAAGAAAGAGCCGAAGGUAGAGUCCUCGGCCAAGAGCAGCUCCACGGAGGCCUCUUCCGAGACGGACUCGUAUGUGGACGAGGACUCGCAGUCAUCGGACUACCGGAAGCAUGCCAGCGAAAAGCGCACAAAGGCAGGAGCUGCGGGGCAAACGCCAGGGAAGGCAGGACAAGAGCCACCGGGCAGCGCAGAUUCAAUCCAUCUGCUAGAGACCAUCAAGACGGAGACCAAGGACAUUAAGGUGAAGCCCUUCCACACGGGGGCAGAUAUCAAGCCGACCACCAGUCUGAUAGCUCCGGCCCGCUUUGGCCUGAACAGCUCCUCCUCAGUCUCAGCCUUGGGCUCAAGCUCCUCCUCCUCGACAUCCACUCAGGGACCCUGCCUCUCUGCCGUGGCCAAGUACACGCCGGUGAUCGUGGAGAAGCCCCUCACCAUGACAACAGCCGCCGCCAGCAGCAGCAGCAAGAAGUCCGCUCAGUCCGCGGAUCAGCAACAUCCCAACAAGAAGGUGGACAGCCUCAAGAAGCAGUCGGGUGCGGGACCAGGAGGAGCCACAGCCACUGCCAGCAACAGCAGCAGCAACACCACGGCACAGGAGGCCAAGAAGUUCGCUGAGCCUGUAGCCACCUUGAAGGUGGAGCUGCCGGCAGCCUGUUCCCCAUCUUCGUCGUCCUCUUCGUCCAGUUCCUUUUGCUCAACUGCUUCGGGAGGCAGUUCCAGCUCCGCCACGCGAUCUCUGCCAGACAUGAGCAAGCUGGAGAUCAGCGGUGGAGCAGGAGCAGGAGCAGGAGGCAGCGGGGCAGCAGGUCCAUCUGGGACCCAGCCCUCGACACCACCGACGGCCACGGCCACAGCCAGCAGCAAAGAGUCCAAAUACAGCAGCAGCAGCAUUGCGGCAGCAAGCGGUGGACCGCUCACCCUCGGCGAUCUCUUGGCCUCGGAUGUGUACGAGUUCAAGGACACGGAACCCUUUGAAUUCGAGAAGCGCAUAUCGCCCAUGGCGGCCUGUUCGACCACCGCGACAGGCGUUGCUUCUGUUCUGCCCUCCGCCGGCCCUUCUUCGGUCAUUACUGUGGUGCCGCCGCAGUCCGCACCUGCACCAGCAGCAGCAGCAGCUGGAGGAGGAGGAGGAGCAGGAGCAGGAGCCGGAGCACCGCCUGGUGCUGGUGCCACUGUGGUGGUUAGCUCUGCGGCCAGAAAGCAGGCUCUCAAGGCCACGGCCCUGCAGCACAGCCUGGAACAGCAUCAGCUGCCGCCCAAUGUCCAUGGAGCAGCAGCGGCAGCGGCACCUGUCGUAACUGCGGGAUUGGGAGCAGGCAAAUCCAAGAAGCGUGGCUCCCCUCUAAAGGAGGCCAGUCUGGUGCUGGAGAAGCCCAAGCUAAUAAAAGUGGAAAAGGAACAGCCGGAACAAAAGCCUGCCCUCCCACAGCAGCAGCAGCAGCAGCAGCAACAGGCGCCUCCGACUGUAAAAGUGGUUGCAGCCACGGCCACGGGCACACACACACCUACAGCCACACCCAAUCUCGUGCAGAUGCAACAGAAGCUGAUAACGCCACCAGGAGGAGGAGGAGGCUCCUCUUCUGCUUCCUCUGCUGCUGGCCAACUGACGCCCGGACACCAUGCAACGCCGUUCGAUGCGCUGCGCAAGUCGCCGAGCUUCAACCUGAAUAUCAUGGCCCUGAACGAGGAGCUGGCCCAGACCGUGCAGGAGACAACAAGAGCUCUAACCGAUGCCCUGCAGCCACCCACGACCCCCAUUUCAGCCACCGCUCCACCGGCAGGACCCCUGCUUAUAUGUCCAGGAACACCGCCCACAGGAGGAGGCGCCACUAGCAGCCAAGUGGCAGCCUCGCCCAAGCUGAGCACUCCGCCCCAGGCUCAGACGAAGCCCCCACCGCCACCCACUGUCGUGGGCAGCCCCUUCAUCGAGACCCGGAACGUGUUUGAGUUGAGCACCUCGAACGAGGGCAGCGGCUACAGCUCCGGGGAGUCCAAGGACAACAAGCUGGAGAAGCUGGAGAAUGUAAAGAUUCUGCUGGCAGGAGCAGCGGGCCUUCCGUUCGAUCUGGAUGCGGUCAAGUACGAGCAGAAGACCAGCUCCAUAGCGGACAAAGUGCUCAAAGCCAUUAGCCAGAAGAAGGAGGAGGUGGAGAACAACAAGAGCAAGCCACCGGCACACCCCCACACAGAGGUCACUCCACCCACGGGCACGGGCACGGGCGCAGGCACAGGCACUCCCAUGAUGAUCCCCAAGCUUUUGCCUGAUAUAGAGGCCACGCCCUUGAUUUUGCCCAAACCAGAGCCAUGCACCAGCUACAAGCUGGAGGCUCUCAAGAUGUUGAGUGAGCCUUUGAAGAUCCAGACGGGACCCCUGCUGGGGGAGCUGUACAGGCCGGGACCGGCCACCAAUAGUCCGGAGACCAAGUCUAUCCUCGAUUCGAUGCCGGCCAAGAACAACGAGCUAAGCGAAACGAUCCAGAAGCUAGAGUGUGCCAUUCAGCAGCGCAAGACGCCCGUGAGUGGCCUCUCCUUGACCAGCUCCACAGCUGGGACCCCCCCGACGGCGCACACACCCAACUCCACGGUCACCGUGGGUGUGGGUGGCUUCUCCGACGAGUCCAUGGACAGCACAGACUCGGAGCAGCGCCUGGUCAUCGAGGAUGUGAUUGUAGAGGAUCAUACCACCACCACAACGGCCGAGCAGAAGAGUCCCGGCUCACAGGAGGAACUGGCCGAGACCAUGGACAGGACCAUCAGCACGCCCACGCCUCCCGUCAAAAUGGAACUGAUGGGCAGCAAGCAGCUGUGUAACAGCGGCAUUCAGGCACCCAUUGCCCUCAAGCUGGCGCAAGGAGAGCCCAGCUCCAGCAGCAGUUCGUUUGCGGGAAAGCUAGCAGCUGUCACACAGCCACCGCCGCUGGCAAAGCUCCAUCAGCAGCAGCAACAGCACCAUCCAGAGGAGUCGAGCAAGAUGGGGACACUAAGCUCCUUUGGAAUACCCAUUGUGGUGCCCGAGAUACCCGCAUCUAUCGUGAUGGCGUCGCCCUCUAUAAUGAUACCCGCCUUCACGAUUCCCAUGGAACAAGAUCAGGAUAGUCCACCUAUUAUGGCCUGCACCUCCAGCCCGGCAUCGCCCUCGCCGCCGACUGUUUCGUCCGAUCUGGGAGACAGGCUGGGCAGUGGGUUGCUGCUGAAGACCUACAUAGAGCCGGAGGCUGAUGCUCGCUCCAGCAGCUCGAGCUACCACCAACAGCAGCAGCAGCAGUCGACGGCAGUUCAAACAGAAAUUGUUCUAUCGAACGCAAACGUAUCCACCACCGGCGGCUGGAUAGCCAGAGGAGCCGAGAUCACCAGCGACGCGACGCCCGUGGUGGCACGACCCUUUGUGAUGCAUGCCGUGAACAAGGAGAUGUACAAUGUGGUGGCCAAUACUGCGGCGCCCGCGGCCAGCUCGCCGCUGAUCAAUGAUCCGCACAACGAGACGAUCAAUCUGCUGUGCGAAGAGACAAUACCCGGCAGCCCGGCGCCCACCUACGGCGGCAAGGAUGAACAAAUGACCGCUAUUGCAGGCAUCACUCCACUGUCGCCAGACACUCCGCCACCGGGAACCACGGGUCUGCUGCAGGGGACGACAGGGGCACAUCAGUCCGCAGGAGACUCGGCGUUGGGUGGCGUGGGUCCGUCGACGGCAAACAGCUCGCCGGACUCGGCCAGCCAGGAGGAUGAGAGCAGCGAAGAGGCCAAGACCAAGCAUCUAGAGAACGAACUAGAGGGCUUGGGCUUGGGGGGGACACUGCUCAAGAGGAAGCGCACGAGCAAGCAGACCCAAGCGCAGAUCACUGCCGUUGCGGCACAGCUCCAGUCGCUGUACAAGCGACGGCGCCAGGUAUCGGGAAUGAGAGGCAGCAAACAGACAGCCACAGUCCCAGCGGGCUCGGAUACCGAUGACAAUUCCGACAAUCUGGUGUCCAACUUGGGGCCACAACAGCAGCCGGCACAGCAGCAGCAGCUGCGUCAGAGUGGACGCCAACAGUUGAUGCCUCUGACCAAUGUCCAACAGCAGCAACACGAGCAACAGCAGCAGCAACAACAGCAGCAGCUUCAACAGCAACAGCAACAGCAGCAACAGCCGCAGCAACAGCAACCGUCUUCGAGCAAUCAAUUGGGCGUACGACCCUGUCCGUACAACUUUCUGGUUGAAUUGGAUCGCUCUCUGAGCUCCGAUCAGUGCAUCACAAUUCUGCGCAAGCAGAUACAGGAUCUGCGCAAGGCAUACAACACCAUCAAGGGCGAGCUGGCGGUCAUUGAUCGGAGGCGCAAGAAGAUGCGCCGCCGCGAGCGCGAGAAGAAGCAACAGCAGCAGCAGCAGCAGGGCCUUACGCAAGGAAAAGUCUGCACCUGAUGGUCGGAGAGGGAGCGUGAAAGGGAGCGAGAACGAGAACGCCUCCUCGAGCGGGAGCAGGAGGAGGGAGACACCUAGGGGGAGGUAAGAAACUCGAAGAAGGAGCGACAUUCAUGAAUCAUUGCUUGAAUUGCCCCAACAAAUCAGUCUAUAUUUACAAAUUGUAUAUACACUCGGUCAUAUUUGUAUGGCUAAUUAUAAGUAAGGGACACAUAUGUUCCAAUACACCCGGAAUCUAGGGUAUAAAGUGUCUACAAGAAUAUUCUUGAUUCGAUUCUUUUUUGAUUCGAGUUUUUUGUCUUUGCUAAGCUGUAAAAACGUAAAUUCAAUGACAAAAAUGCAGUAGCAAAAUAUUCGAACAUAUAAGAGUAUAUUUAUAGGCAAGCACGGACACUCCGUGAUAGGUAUAUAAGUUUAAGAAAACAUUUACAAACGAUUGUACAUACACUUGGUAAUAUUUGAUUUCUCAUUAUAAAAUCGCUUUAGGAUUGCUUUAAUCGAAUGAACAUGUAUGCAUGUCCCCGACCAGAAGGCAGUUUGCAAACAAAUGCAUACAAAACACAUUUAUAAUCUGAGAAUUCGAUUCUAAAAACCAUAUAUAACCAUAUAUAUAACCUAAACCGAGGAAACUCUGCAAAUUUUGUGUAAACUAAGCAAUAUUUGAUUUCUGGCUAUACGAUUAUUGAUUGAAUUAUUAAAGGUUCUGAGAUAAUAAUAUACCCGGAAAGAAGGGUAUUACCAAAAGCACAUUUUAAAAUUAAUGCAUAUAAAAAAAGAUGUUUUAAAAUGAAUGCAAAAUGCACACUUGAAAGCUAUAUAUUCUAUAAAUUUAGAAAGUAAGAUAACUAAGCCUUGUAAUAAUAUAUAUAUAACCCAUACGUAAUACACAUUGAUUCAGCAAUCUUUUGUUGCAAAUCUGUUAGCGAUACAUUAGCGCUAAAGUUGCUCUUAGGCGCUAAGCCUAUAAUUGAAAUGGAAGCAAGAGGAUUAUAACUCUUAAUAUAUACAAAAUAUAAACAUUAGUAUUUAAGAAGCCCAUACACAUGUUUGUAUAUCCAAUAAUCCUCACCGCUUUUUUAUGGAUUGUAAGAUAUAAAGUGUUUUAAUAGAAUCUAAGCAAGAAUGUUGUAAGCCAUGAAUAAUAAAUAUUUGAAAAUAUAUUAUUUAAACUUUUAUAUA
This is a messenger RNA of Drosophila miranda, 9332 nucleotides long. RefSeq names its product mucin-12 (gene htk). Gene Ontology annotation, biological process: regulation of transcription by RNA polymerase II. Gene Ontology annotation, molecular function: transcription cis-regulatory region binding. The transcript has 5 exons. Gene Ontology annotation, cellular component: nucleus. The record is from RefSeq and is a predicted model, not a curated record. NCBI's taxonomy places the organism in Eukaryota, Metazoa, Arthropoda, Insecta, Diptera, Drosophilidae. The coding region runs from base 462 to 8153 and encodes 2563 amino acids.